AUAUAUUGGACCAAAUCUUAAAUUAAUAUUCUUCGUACUUUCACCUAUUCCAAUAUUAUUAUACUUUCCCACCGGGAUCUUUGUUUCGCUUUGCUACACGAUUUGGAUUACCCUUAUUAUCCCAGUUAAAGAACAUAUUAGUAAACCAAGUGAACCAUAUCAUACGUUUUCACCGUUUGCAGCGAUGGUUUAUUAUACUUAUCAAAGUCAUAAAGACCUCACUAUUUCAAAAAUAAAUCAGGAUGAAGGCCAAUGGGCAAAUUUAGGAGAAUCUCCCAUCGUUCAACCUAUCAGGUCGGCUUUAGACCUUUCUUCGUCAACAUGGAAUUAUUGUAGUUCUCUCGUUCCUCAACACGUUCGUAGUAUAACGAGUUAUACUGGUCCAACUAGAGAUUUAA
Dentiscutata erythropus is the source of this 398-nucleotide messenger RNA. The record is from the annotation of a GenBank genome assembly. Lineage: Eukaryota; Fungi; Glomeromycota; Glomeromycetes; Diversisporales; Gigasporaceae.